Pseudogymnoascus destructans is the source of this 1848-nucleotide messenger RNA. RefSeq lists its product as uncharacterized. Lineage: Eukaryota; Fungi; Ascomycota; Leotiomycetes; Thelebolales; Thelebolaceae. Bases 28 to 1095 code for a protein of 355 amino acids. Gene Ontology annotation, cellular component: ribonuclease MRP complex; multimeric ribonuclease P complex. The transcript has 3 exons. The record is from RefSeq and is a predicted model, not a curated record. Gene Ontology annotation, biological process: tRNA 3'-end processing; tRNA 5'-leader removal; endonucleolytic cleavage in ITS1 to separate SSU-rRNA from 5.8S rRNA and LSU-rRNA from tricistronic rRNA transcript (SSU-rRNA, 5.8S rRNA, LSU-rRNA). Gene Ontology annotation, molecular function: ribonuclease MRP activity; ribonuclease P activity.
CAAGAAUUGCCUACGGAAGCCAUUAUCAUGUUUCAAUUUAACGGUGGGAAGAAGGAGAGGGAGACAUGCUUUGUAACUCAUGGGGCAAUAGGUCACUUAGACCCGGCGCAGCCGCCUGUGAAGAGGAAGCCCUAUUCGACGAUUUUGACUGUGCCAAUCGUACAUAAGGUUGAGCUGAUCUUGCCGCAAGAGUUAUAUGAGAGUAUCCAGAGUGAUAUGGACAGUAAAUUCUCAGUGCCUACGUAUUCACGUGUUAUCCUGCCGCUCGCCGAGUUGCUAUGCGGAGAUUUUUUUACAGAGUAUAUUAAGAAGGGCAAUGUCCUCAUGAUCUCCGAAGGAAAACAAGGGGUCAAUGAUGUCUACUCGUUACAAGAUGGCGUUCUGACCUUGGCGCUGGAGAAGGAGAGUUACGAGAGAGCAGGCUUGGCUGGAGAGCCGGAUGGCGCGAAGGGGAAGAGAGGUGCUCGAGCUAGAUGGCUUGUGGAGAUUAACCUACGCCAACCUUCAAUGUUACAUGGGAAGAAAGGUUUUGAUAGGAUAGUCUACGCAUUCAAGAACGUGUUGAACAAACCCGUUACAUGGCUGUUUUGCAAUUUGGAAGGCGAAGCUCCAUCUCCUGAUCCGUUGGCCAAACAUUUUCCUGUCAAGAUCAGCUGCCCGCCAAGUAUAACUCGUGGCCCAAUAGUUAACAUGCCAAAUAUCAAGCCGCCAACUAGCUUGGACGAAGGAGACGACUUUGGCGAGUUCGCAGCUGAUUUAUAUGAAUGGCUGUCUCUCAUCUCCUUGGAAAGCCCCCGGGUAGAUGUGAACGACCAGAUAGACCCUUUUCUAUCACGAUACACAUCACCUCCAUCUGAUAAGCCUGAAAGGGAGAAUCAGGCCCUGGUGAAAAUCACCUGGAAAGGCUUCAUGUCUUCAUCUUGGGCACAUAAAACUUUCGUGUCAGCCGUGCUUGCAGCAGCGACAAAGUCCUGGUUCUCCUUCUCCUUGUCUGGAUUCCCAAACAGCUUGCCAGCCACCUCCAGAGAUUGUACCAUAUCGAAGAUACCAGGACCCUCAUCAGAAUUUAUGCUCUGGGAGGUCGAGCACAAUUGAACAUAUCUCUUCAAUCCGUACGUUGACGUACGUCCCUAUCCGCCGGGUUCACUUGGCCUCUAAACGCCUCGGUGACGAGUGCUCUUAAUUCCGCCUGGCCAGCUUCGUCUUGGAAAUCUUCUCUUGCAGCCAACUCUUCGAUCUUUCUCCUGAAUUCUUGGUCAACCUCGUUUUCACCGAUAUCUUCUGGUGCCAUGGUGCCCAUGUCAAUCGAGAUUCCUGCUGGCAACGGAGGAGCCUGUCCGAUCACUGGCGCCAAAGGUGCAUCGGUGCUGCUGCCAUUCGCUUGUGUAGUGCUACCUCCAUCUGAGAAAGAUGCGAGAUAUGCAACAACUUCGGGGAAGUCAUCGUCGGCCUGAAUCGAUUGCGCAGCUGUUCUUCCUUCGUCGCCUGUGAUCUUUGGAUCGGCACCAAACUCUUCAACAAGGGCCCGAGCAGCCUCAACAGUCUCGGCAACAAAUAAAGCCGUCUCAUUAUCCUCAUCUCUAAUAUCAACAUUGACUUUGAACUCGUUGACCAGUGUUCGUAGGAGGUCUAGGUGGUUGUAGGACACCGCGGCGUGAAUCAGAGAGUACCCAUGGUCAUCUUGGGAUGAUGCAAGGCUGGGAUUGGCGCGUAGGAGCGGCAGGAGCUCGGGCGAAUUAUCAGCGGCAAGAAGGAAUGGGUUAGACAUCGUGAAUAGUUUAAUGACAAUGUCGUGCUGCUUUUCUAAAAUUUGGUUUUCGCGAGGUUGGUGUUGGACGGUGACUGUUG